GCUGGCUCUUGGGCAGUUGUCUACCGGUCUGCACAAGGCAAUUAUGCGAGGUACGUCCGACAAGAACCUCCUGGCACCGAUCGCCUGAUCCGUCCCGGGCUUGUCCGACUGCUCGUCACCUCCAGCAGGAUGAUGCCGCAUUCAGGAGCGCACGCUCCGGGAGUUCUCCGCGAAGAUUGUCGCCGCUUGUUUUUGUAG
Amoebophrya sp. A120 is the source of this 198-nucleotide messenger RNA. The record is from the annotation of a GenBank genome assembly. NCBI's taxonomy places the organism in Eukaryota, Dinophyceae, Syndiniales, Amoebophryaceae.